ACAUAGUUCUCUUUGAGUGCCUCUCAAGGGUUGACAUCCGCCAGCGUGCACUCAUUUUCUCGUUCAGUCUGUACUCCUCCACAACCAUGAGCUUCUACGCACCUCAGGCCUCUCAUAUCUCAUUCACCCGCUCUGUGCCAGUACACCGUGCCGCUAGUACGUAUGGUGGGGCUGGUGGACAGGGCACCAGGAUCUCCUCUGCCUCUUCCAUGUCUCUCCGUUCUACCCCUAGAAUUGGGGGCAUUACUUCAUCUUCUGCCUAUAGAGUGAGCUCAGCAGGUAUGGGCACUGGUGCUGCCGGGGGGUCCUUCAGGGCGAGUGUGGGCUCUACAGGGCCCGUCCUGGGCAAUGAGAGAGGCCAGAUGCAGAAUUUGAAUGACCGUUUGGCUGCUUAUCUGGAGACAGUGCGCAGGCUGGAACAGGAGAAUGGCAAACUGGAGAUGCAGAUCAGAGAGGUCCUGGAGAAAGGUGGACCAGAGUCACGUGACUACAGCAAGUUCAACGACAUCCUGGAUGAAAUGAGGAGAAAGGUGUUUGAUGCCACUGUGGACAAUGCUCGCUUUGUUCUUCAGAUCGACAACGCUCGUCUGGCUGCAGAUGACUUCAGAGUAAAGUUUGAGAAUGAGAUGGCCAUUAGGCAGUCUGUGGAAGCAGAUAUUGGAAGUCUGAAGAGGGUAAUUGAUGACACCAAUGUUGGUCGCCUGAAUGUAGAGUGUGAAAUUGAGGCCUUGAAAGAAGAGCUUGUCUUCCUCAAUAAAAACCAUGAAAAUGAAGCUGGAGAGCUGCGAAACCAGAUUUCCCAGUCAGGUGUUCAGGUUGACGUUGACGCACCCAAGGGGCAGGAUAUGUCUCAAGUGAUGGAGGAAAUGCGGGCUAACUAUGAAAAACAGGCUCUCAAAAAUACAGAGGAACUCAAAAUGUGGCAUGAAACCCAGAUGUCAGAAGUUCAGAUGCAGGUAGCACAGAACACAGAGGCAUUACAGGGUGCUCAAAUGGAGAUAAAUGACCUUCGCAGACAGAUUCAGACGCUAGAAAUAGAGCUUGCAUCCCAACAAAGCCUGAAAGCAUCACUUGAGGGUACACUGCGGAAUACAGAGCUACAUUUGAAUACAGAGACAGAGAAUCACAAUGCCAUCUUAAUGCAGCUUGAGGCUGAGCUGACACAGCUGAGGUCAAAGAUCACAGAGCAGGGUCAGGAAUACGAAGCCUUGCUUAAUAUGAAGAUGAAACUGGAAGCAGAAAUCCGUGCUUACAAGGACCUCCUUGAUGGAGGAGACUUCAAGCUCUUGGAUGCACUAGAUAACUGAGAGUGAUACUACAUGUGCCAUGGGCUAAACAGAAACAACUCUUCAGAUCACACUUGACAUUUUAGAUAGCAUUCAUGUGGAACUUGUGGCAAAUAUUUAUCAUAAUUUUCCCUUCCACUUUUUCCCCAGAAAUACACAGCACAAGUGAGUCACAUUGGUUUCUGGGUAUAUUUAAUCUCUUUUACAGUUUGGCAGAACAACAACUUUAUGGGCAGGUUUUUAAACAUCACAUGUUAUAAUGCCAUGUCAUUGUACAAUUAUACAGUCUUAUAAGAGAGGCUGAAUAUGAAAAUGUGAAUAGAAAUGUUAACUACUCUACAAGCCGAAGCAAUAAGAAAAAAAAUCAAUUAAAACACAUGCUUUCUAAAGUAAAGGUGAAAGUGAUUUCUGAAGAAAAA
Messenger RNA from Xyrauchen texanus (razorback sucker), 1705 nucleotides. RefSeq names its product keratin, type I cytoskeletal 18-like. NCBI's taxonomy places the organism in Eukaryota, Metazoa, Chordata, Actinopteri, Cypriniformes, Catostomidae. The record is from RefSeq and is a predicted model, not a curated record. Bases 87 to 1307 code for a protein of 406 amino acids. The transcript is spliced from 7 exons. Gene Ontology annotation, molecular function: structural molecule activity. Gene Ontology annotation, cellular component: keratin filament. Gene Ontology annotation, biological process: intermediate filament cytoskeleton organization.